AUGGCCGAAGUCGGCGAGGACAGCGGCGCCCGCGCCCUGCUGGCGCUGCGCUCGGCGCCCCGCAGCCCCGCGCUCUGCGCCGCCGCCGCCGCCUUCGCGCCCCCCGCGGCCCCCGCGCCCGGGCCCGCCGCCCCCUCGCCGCCGCCGCCGCCGCCCGCCCAGCCCCCGCCGCCCCCGCCGCCGCCGCCGCCGCCGCCGCCGCCGGGCCCGGGCGCGCUGGCGGGGGGCGCGGGGGGCGCGCUGGCGGGGGGCGCGCUGGUGGCCGCGGCGGCCGCCUCGGUGCGCCGGAGCCCCGCGCCCGCGCUGGCGCGCCUGGAGGGCCGCGAGUUCGAGUUCCUGAUGCGGCAGCCCAGCGUCACCAUCGGCCGCAACUCGUCGCAGGGCUCGGUGGACCUGAGCAUGGGCCUGUCCAGCUUCAUCUCGCGGCGCCACCUGCAGCUCAGCUUCCAGGAGCCGCACUUCUACCUGCGCUGCCUCGGCAAGAACGGCGUGUUCGUGGACGGGGCCUUCCAGCGCCGCGGCGCGCCCGCCCUGCAGCUGCCCAAGCAGUGCACCUUCCGCUUCCCCAGCACGGCGAUAAAGAUCCAGUUCACGUCCCUGUACCAUCAGGAGGAGGCCCCAGCGUCUCCCCUCCGGCCGCUCUACCCGCAGAUCUCCCCGCUGAAGAUCCACAUCCCGGAGCCGGACCUCCGGAGCCUGGUCAGCCCCAUCCCCUCCCCGACCGGCACCAUCAGUGUCCCCAACUCCUGCCCGGCCAGCCCCCGUGGGGCUGGGUCCUCCGGCUACCGCUUCGUCCAGAAUGUGACCUCAGACCUGCAGCUGGCGGCAGAGUUCGCCGCAAAGGCCGCCUCGGAGCAGCAGGCCGACACGUCCGGAGGGGACAGUCCCAAGGACGAGUCGAAGCCGCCGUACUCCUACGCGCAGCUGAUCGUGCAGGCCAUCUCCUCCGCGCAGGACCGGCAGCUCACGCUCAGCGGCAUCUACGCACACAUCACCAAGCAUUACCCCUACUACCGGACCGCCGACAAGGGCUGGCAGAAUUCCAUCCGCCACAACCUCUCUUUGAACCGCUACUUCAUUAAGGUCCCUCGCUCCCAAGAGGAGCCCGGCAAGGGGUCUUUUUGGCGGAUAGACCCCGCCUCGGAGGCCAAGCUGGUGGAGCAGGCGUUCCGGAAACGGAGGCAGCGGGGUGUCUCCUGCUUCCGCACCCCCUUCGGGCCACUGUCGUCCAGGAGCGCCCCAGCUUCACCCACGCACCCCGGGCUCAUGUCCCCGCGUUCCAGUGGCCUGCAGACUCCGGAGUGCCUGUCCCGGGAGGGCUCGCCCGUUCCGCACGACACUGAUUUUGGGUCCAAGUUAGCGUCUGUUCCCGAGUAUCGGUAUUCCCAAAGCGCGCCCGGCUCUCCCGUCAGCGCCCAGCCGGUGAUCAUGGCCGUGCCACCCCGACCACCCAGUCUGGUGGCCAAGCCCGUCGCCUACAUGCCGGCUUCCAUAGUGACGUCCCAGCAGCCCUCGGGCCACGCCAUCCACGUCGUGCAGCAGGCCCCCCCGGUCACCAUGCUCAGGGUGGUCACCCCCUCCGCCGGCUCCGCCAACGGGUAUGUCCUCACCGGACAGGCCCCGGUGGGGGGCACCCACGGAGCGGCGGGCACGGCCGUGCUGGACCUGGGCAGCGAGGCCAGAGGCUUGGAAGAGAAGCCCACCAUCGCGUUCGCCACCAUCCCCGCUGCCAGCCGCGUGAUCCAGACGGUGGCCAGCCAGAUGGCCCCGGGGGUCCCCGGGCACACGGUCACCAUCCUGCAGCCGGCCACGCCAGUGACCAUCGGGCAGCACCACCUUCCGGUCCGGGCCGUCACUCAGAACGGCAAGCACGCCGUCCCCACGAGCAGUCUAGCUGGCAGCGCUUAUGCCCUCACCAGCCCCCUGCAGCUCCUCGCGGCUCAGGCUAGCUCGUCCGCUCCGGUGGUGGUCACGCGGGUGUGCGAGGUGGGGCCCGAGGAGCCGGCGGCAGCGGUAGCAGCAGCGGCCACCACCACCGCCACCCCUACCACCGCGCCCUCUGCCUCUCCCACCGGGGAGCCCGAGGUCAAGAGGUCCCGAGUGGAGGAUCCCGUGGGGACUGUGACCACGCAGGCCGGGGUGAUCACGGCUGCCGGCCCGCAGGGCCCCAGUACCGGGGAGUGACGUCACCGGCGUGGCGGUGGAGUGGGACACACGCCGAAAGGAGUUGUGGAGCUGGACCCAGGCGGCCGAUACCAGCGCCGCUCGGACGAGAUGAGGAAGCUCCACAUGGACCGAGCUCGGUGCCAGACGGGCAGGACGGCUCCCUCUGCUGUGCCCGGACACCCGCGUCCUCCUGGCAUCUUCUCUCCUGCCCUGCUCUGGUUUAAAACAAAACACAUAAACACGUUCAGACAGCUGAUUGUAUGAUUCUGGGAAUUCUUUGUUUUCGUUUCCUUCUCCCCCAGCACCACCUCUUCUCCGCAGGCCUUUAGUCGAGGGCGUGGGAAGAAGGUUGUAGCUCAGCAUCUCCAGGAGUCUGUCCAGGCGGCCCCGGCCCCGCGCAGAAGCCAGGCUCCCAGAGCAGCCGUCACCCCGAGGAUGGGAUGCAGAUGCAGCCUGGCGCAGACCGAGGCCUCCGAGGGAGAGCACGGGCCUGGGGGUCCAGCCCUUGUUUGUAAGAGAUUGGAAGUAGCCGAGAGAAAGGUGACACCACCAGAUUUCAGACCGUCCUGUGGUUUCUUCUCCUAAAAGUGACAAAGCAUUGGCAUUAAUUGGACAGAGGGGAGGGGCCUGGUUUGGCUUUGGGCCUCAAGCGUCUCUGGUUUUGUUGAGGCGUGGAAACCAGGCUUCAUCCUCAGGCGGAGACAGACCCAGAAGGGGUCAUCUGUUUUUGAGGUUCUCGUCGGUAGACCGUUUAACAGCUGUAGGUUUGGGCUUCUUACUGGCAUUAACCCCCACAGAGAGUAAACCUGCCGCUCCGUCUGUUAACUUCAAGAAAGAUCGACGGCCUCCUGGACUGGUGUUCCCGGCGGAAAGCUGUUCAGGUGAGAGAUCCACCCGAGGCAGCAGGCUGCGGCGUCCGGCCUGCGUCCCGACCACGCUGCGGUUGCGUGGCCACUGGUGCUCAAGGGGGAAGGAGGUGGCCAACCCGACAGGAGGACAGUCGCGCCACGUGGCCCGCGUGGCCCCCGUUUCCCUGUGGCUGUGACGAGCGGAUGGCAUGCGGCCGCUCACCAGGCUUUACCACCAGGUCCCAGCGUCUGCACCACCUGCCAGCCUGCCACCGUCUCCCAUCAGACCCGUGGCCCCUGCCCCAGCGCCGGGGGCCCCGGGCUCGGCCCGCAGCUCCGGCCGGCUCGGUGGGACCCGCACGCCCCCGGAGACGCGAGCAGAGCGGGGCCCGCGGCCCCUCGGCGUCUCUGGGGAACAUUCUCAGGAAACGGGAAGCGCCUCUCUGUGAAGGGUGGCUUUAAACCCGGCCCGGCGGCCCUUCCGCACGCGCCCCGGGGGCCCCGGCGGACGCGGUCUCUCCGCUUAGGCGCGCCGGCCGCGGGGCGGGGGUGCUGCUCACGCCUGGCCCGGACAACGCUGGCAUGGCGGCCGCGCCGCUCACCCUCACGAGGGGCGACGCUGUCCCGGGACGUCGCCCAGGCCCGUUCCCGCCGGCCUCGGACCCCGCGUCUGGGCCGCGUCGGGUGUGGGGCGCGUGAGAGUGACUGGGGCCCCGGGCGGGCGCCGCGGCACCAACGGCCUCGCCCCCGCGGGUCCUCGGCCGGGGCUCGGGGUGGCCGUCGCCUCUUCCCCAUCGUCGCCGCUCGUUCCCGGGGCUGUUGCUCGUGGGCCACAGGCCUGCCUCCUCGGGUGGGCUGGCGCCGUCCCCGGAGGACAGACGCCCGGGGCGGUGGCCACAGGACGCCCUCGGCGCCGGGCGCCUCUGCCUGGGGUGGCCAGUCUGGCUCUGACCCUGUGCUUUCCUGACUUCCGAGGUGUCUUGGUUUCCGUCUGUUAUCGGUGAUGAGCGCGCUGUUUAUUCUGGCUGUGGUUCAGGGAGGAGGGGGGAGGGGGUGACUGGAACCGGGAGGGGAACAGGACAGGGUGUCCUUCGGGGACGUUCUGCCACGUGGAGAGCUUGUGCCUUUUUAGCUGUUUCUGGGAACGGGAAGAAGGGGCCCCGCAGGGGGAGGCCUCGGGGCACCUGCCACCUCAGGUUCACAGUGAGUUUCUGGGUGGGCUUUGGUCAUCUGACCAGAUGGCGCUCCUGGCUCCCGCCAGCCCUUGUCCUGGGACUGGUGGCCAGGGGGCCCAGGAGUGGCCAGCUCCCCAAGGAAGGUGCACGUCGCAGCCGGAAAGAUGGCCGACGUCCUCAGAGCCAACCAGGCGAUGGUCCCGCACCCCUCCUCCACCCUGCCGGACCCAACCGUGGAAGCAGGAGCACCAGGCCCGAGUGACCAGGAGAACCGCAGCCCUCAGAGCCUGGCGGCCGUGACCCGCCACAGGCAUGGGUUGUGGCCCGUGGCUGACCCAGCGGAGGCUGGGGAAAUAAGUGAACGUGAGUCAGCCUGGCCCGAUGCUGGUGUCACAGCGGCCUCAGGGCACCCGGGGGCUGGAACGUGCACAGGGGACCGGCCCGGCAGGUGCAGCUGGGGCAAGGGCACUUGGGCCCCUGGCGGCACCGCGGCUGCCUCUGCAUCCGGGUACCUGGGUCCAGCUGUCUGGCUGUGCUUGACCAGUCACCACCUUUACCAGCACCCGAUACAGGAACGUGCGCUCUCUGCACAGGAAGGAACUCUCAAGAAUCACUACUCUUACAUAGUUGAGCGUCUGCCCCGAGGCAGUUGGGUCCAGCGUUGGAAGUGGGGAGGGCUGUGCCCCGGAGCUCACCAGCUGCUAGGACAGUACCUUCUCCUCUCCGGCCGCUGUCACGCAGCUCGUCAGCCCCAGGGUGGACACUGAGUGUCCCUCGUCUGCCAUCUGCGUUUCCCCUCAUGAAGCUCCCAGUCACAUGGCGCUGUCGAGGGCACAGCCUGUGAAAAGUGCUCAGUCUGUCCGGCUCCCCUUCUCCUUAGGUCCGUAAGGGGUGCGCAGCCUGAAUCCCUCGUGAGGGCAGAGUCAUGCUGGGGCAGGGGGUGGGCCCGGGCGGGACGCCCUUCUCUCUCCUACUCGCUCUCUGCAGGGGGGCCCCUGGUCUCCCUCUGAUGCCUGGUUGGUUCAUGUUUAGGGUUUGCUGUCUGUGGGAGUUUUUUUCUCCACCUAAGAAUCAAGCCAAGUGAAAAAGGUGAAAGUGGAUUUCUGAGUUGCUAAAGGCACAUUGGUGAUUCUCAAGGUGGGAGGGAAUAGGUUUGGUGGGGCCCCCAGGCUGCCUGGCCCCUUUCCCGGGUCUCGCUGGUCCUGGCGAAAGACUGGUUUGAGGUUGCAGGCAUCGUUCAGCUAAUGCUCUCAUUUCCUCUAAAGAACGGUCUGCGUGGACCAUUCACGGUGAGCUGCCUGGCUGCCGGGACAUGUUGUGUGGUCUCUGUAGACAGAAACCCCUUCAUUGACAACUUGGAGUUCAGAAGGAGUAGAAACGUUUCUUUUGGCCUUUUUUUUUUUUGGUCAGUCUCUUCUUUUAUGGAGUCAAAGAACAGACCAAAUAUGAGAGUGUGUUAGAGAAGACAGAGGUGUUUGAGGAGCUUAUAGGGUUUAGACUUAAGUACCGUUGAUGCAGGGGAAUGAGCUGUUUUUCUCCAAAAGCCUCCAGUUCUGCUCUGCCCUGGGAUGGCUUUGUCUGGGAUGGGGGCUGUCGUGCCCCCAGGAACGGGCUUCGGGCGCCACCGAGCACGCGGCCUCCCCUUGCUUCAGUGCUGGGUAAACAGUGCACUGCUUGUUCUAGAAUAAGUUACCAGAAAUGACCGUGAGGCUCUGCAGGUAGAAACAGCCGGAGUUGCUGCACUCUGUCCACACGUGCUGACAGUGAAAGCGGCCUCCAACGCAGCCGCUCAAAGCCGCCCUCGUGAUACCUCUGCCCGGAGGCAAUAUUAUUUAACAAGCAUCAUUUAAAUUAUUCACAUGUGCUGCUAUAAAGGUAGGACGGACCCAAGAAGGAGGGGAGCCUGGGGUGGGGCCCAGCGGUGGUUUCUGCCCGUGGUCCUCAGGUUGCUUGCCCGUGUGUUGUGAGCUCUCAUCUCACCAGUUCCCUUCCCAAGGCCUUGUUUCCCACGUGUGGGUUCAGCAGGCCCAGGACGCGGCCCUUCCCAUCGCGCCUUCCUGCCCUUCCUGCCGCGCUGCUCCCCACGGUUUCCUUUACCCCUGAAAGCUGCUCCCUCUGCGUCCGAGGGCGGGUCCGCGCCCGGCACCUGCAGGUGUCGUCAACCAUCGGUCACUGCGCCACCCUCGGGUGGCCUCAUCCGAUGGCGAGGGUGUCCGUGGAGCGCGGGGCAUCGCACACCACCAGCCGUUCCUGUGACCGGAAGUAGAGAACAGCCCGUUUACUGAGUGUUCAGGGACAGUCAUUUUGCUCUUACAAUGAAAAGAAGCAGUGGUCACUGGCCGAGUCGUCGUCCCCCGGCACCGCCGGGCCGUCGGGGGUGUCUCUGUGGAAGGCCCUCCAGCUGGGCACAGGCCGGGGCUCAGCUCUGCCACCGCGGGGGCGACCCCUCCUGCCCCCGGACCCUGUCCUGCUGUGCCGUCCCUGUCCCCUCCACCCUGGCGGUGGGGGGAAGGUUCCCAGGGGCACAGAGCGACUUCCUGUCUCUAGGUUUGAGGAGACCCCCGGUGUCCCCAUCACAUCGGAAUGAACGUCUGAGCAGCUGCCGCGGGAGGUCCCAUCUGUUGGGGAACGUGUCCCUGUUCCCACCCUGAGCGCAGGCCCGGGCCCGGCACGGUGACCCUGCCGCCCGGUGACAGGAGGCCUCCUGCGGGCUCACCGCUGACCAGGAGCGGGGCGUUUGUGCUGAGACGAAGAUCUCUCCUUGGGCUGAGUGAGCCUCAGGACCCGCAGUGUCUUUUCCUUUCCCUAACGGUUUUCACUGCUCCGUAUUUUAGAGCAGCGUGAAGGCAGCAGUCACUUUGUCUUUCUUUCUCUCCAAGGAGGGACCCCACUCAGAGGACUUCACUGAUUCCUCGUACCUGCCUGUCACGCUGGUAGCAAUCGGGAAAAGGUCGUGAGAAGACAGACUCGGGGGUGGGGGCGUGGAGCGGAGGAGGCAGCGGACACGCGUCUUUAUUUUGGCUGACCAGCUGGCUGCUGGCGCCACGGGACCACCCCCCCACCCCCACCCCUUGGCCCGGAAGAGCCGGGGUGUCUUCAGGGUACAUCCUCCGGGUUUUAGGGCUCCCUUUUACUUCCGAGGGAGACGUAAGAGGUCUCCAAGCUCCUCUUACCUUUUUGCCCCGACCCAGUUAUUUUUGAGUCAAAAUAGAAUUGGAAGAAUUCUAGUUCAUUAUUCGUUAUUUGAGAAUCUUUUCCGGAAUCGUUGGCUCAUUUGAUUCAUCCAGAUAUUUAUUGGUGGUUUAGUUGGUGUCAGAAACAGUAAAAAGUGCGGGGGAGGCCAGACCCAAGAGGGACACAGCCGUUUAGAUCUGCGACCCCCCUGGGUUAACAUUUCAGUGGUCUGACACAUUAAAAAGAUUCUGUGCUGCUUAUGUGAAGGUUUUUCUUACCUGCAGUGAUAGGACUCGCUCCUCUGAGCUGUUGCCCAGAGCCACCAGCGGCGCUGUAACCUGUCCCCAAAUUCUGAACAUAUUGGCUGAGCUGGAACGAGGCCUCUGACUCUGAAAGGGAUUUUUUUGUGUGUAAAGUUAACUGGCCUAAAGUAACUAGUUCGAUGCUACAACCUGUGUCCUCUUAAGAUCUUAGCCUCUAAAUUUCUGGGUUAACUGGUCCAAAAAAAUUUUUUUAAUAAGUAAAACUAGGAUUUAAAAAUCCAACACUUUAAGUUUGGCCCUUCCCUCCUAUCUUCCUUUCAGGAAGGGCUUUCUGGAUACCUGGUCGCCCGGAACUGACCUGGCUCGGUUCCUAGUUCAGGACAGAGACCCGGGAGGAAAGAGGAAAGUGUGUCCCCGAUUCUUGCUUACACGCAGACUCUGACCCUGGGCAGCUCCGCGCACGUCGGGGAGGGAUAAACCCAGCACGGUUGUUCUUUCUUACCUGACUGAGAAUUCUCCUGUAAAGGUCGUCUGGGGGUGGGUGUUGUUAGGAGCGUGUCUGUGUGUGUGUGUGUGUGUGUGUGUGUGUGUUUUUACGGUGGCUGUCUAAAGUAUUUUUCACAACAUGUUUAAUCAUCAGUGCUUUAAAAAGCGGUGGUGUCCUGUAGAGUGGGGAUUAGGUUACUGAGCGUUGGAUGGGAAGCUGAGGUCAUGUCGCGUGGCCGUGUUUCACCACCUGUGAGUGUGACCUGGCCUGUGGGACGCCCAGGGGGAACAGCACACACCCCCUGGCACAGGGGCGGGAGGACGGGGGGGUAUCCACCGCUGCUGGGCCGGCCUGCGUUUUCAUUUCAAAUGGGAUACAGUAUUUUUUUAAUAAGGAGCCAUGCUUUUUUUUUUAAAAAAGUUUGAGAUCUGAAUGUGAUUUCUAAUUGUACCAGACGUUAAUGUUUUAAAGCUAUAACAAAGUUUAAAAUUUCUACUCUUGGUUUUUCACUUAUUUUAACUGUUCUUUUAUCUAUUAAAUUGUUGUAUGUGGACGGGGAAGUUUUGUUUCUCCUCUUAGCAUUUGUUUCUAUAACCAGAAAUAAAGUUAUAUAUUA
Hippopotamus amphibius kiboko is the source of this 8729-nucleotide messenger RNA. RefSeq names its product forkhead box K1 (gene FOXK1). Gene Ontology annotation, biological process: regulation of transcription by RNA polymerase II. Gene Ontology annotation, molecular function: DNA-binding transcription factor activity, RNA polymerase II-specific; protein binding; RNA polymerase II cis-regulatory region sequence-specific DNA binding. The record is from RefSeq and is a predicted model, not a curated record. The transcript has 9 exons. The coding region runs from base 1 to 2184 and encodes 727 amino acids. NCBI's taxonomy places the organism in Eukaryota, Metazoa, Chordata, Mammalia, Artiodactyla, Hippopotamidae.